Messenger RNA from Dioscorea cayenensis subsp. rotundata (Guinea yam), 1057 nucleotides. Its product is annotated as TIR-only protein-like. Gene Ontology annotation, biological process: signal transduction. The record is from RefSeq and is a predicted model, not a curated record. Bases 548 to 1057 code for a protein of 169 amino acids. The transcript has 3 exons. Lineage: Eukaryota; Viridiplantae; Streptophyta; Magnoliopsida; Dioscoreales; Dioscoreaceae.
UACAUGAUUACUUAGUCAGUAAUACCCAAUUGCUAAAAAAACAAAACUAUGAUCCCAGUCUUUGCAUUGAAAACUAAAUAAAUACUCACAGAAUUUUAAGAAUUGGUCCCGUUUGGCAUCAAUUUGCUAAAUUCAUUGUCUUGCAUUAAAUUAUCAUAAUAGUCAUUAAUUUGCUAAAUUCAUUGUCCUGAUUUAACAGUAAAUUAUCAUAAAAGUUCAAACUACCAUCCAUAUCACACUACUGAUCAGAUGCCUAUUAUUAGUUCUUAUUAGUGGUGUAUUCCACAUGCUUAUUACCACAUUCACUAGAUGAGCUCCUACUAAGUCAAACAUCUAUGCAAAUGAUCUAAAGCUUCUUAGUAGUUGUUGGUUCCCGCGCUCAAUAGACCUGUUAGCAACAGGAUUAUCCCUAGCAAUUAGGUAUCCCAAAUUGUUUCCAUAAUUAUAGCAUGCAUACACACUAAUAGAUCAGAAGAGAAAAAAGACAAAGGCAAGGAAAUUUGGUAUUUCCUUGAGCAUAUCACAUCACACUUAGAAAACAAAAACAAUGGUUGACAAAAUGAAAACACCUACUGCUUCAUCAUAUCACGUGUUCAUAAACCACCGGGGCGUGGACACCAAACGGAGCGUGGCAGGGCUGCUGUACGACCGGUUGGUGCAGUUGAACCUUCGACCUUUCCUGGACAACCGGACAAUGGAACCGGGGGACAAGUUGUAUGACAUAAUCAACUCGGCUGUGCUCGGGUGCGAGGUCGGGAUCGCCAUCUUCUCCCCCCGCUACUGCGAAUCCUUCUACUGCCUCCAUGAGCUUACCCUGAUGGUGGAGUCCCGCAAGAAGCUCAUUCCCAUCUUUUGCGACGUCAAACCCUCCAGUCUCCGCCUCCAAGACAACCUCACCAACUCCACUGAAACAAUGGCCAGGUUCAACAAGGCUCUUCAAGAAGCCAAGGACACGGUCGGCCUUUCCUUCGACUCCCAGAGCGGGAAUUGGUCUGAUCUGCUGACAAGGACUGCAGACAUAGUGGUGAAAAGCCUUAACCAUGGAAGAGGACUUUGA